Ilyonectria robusta is the source of this 1581-nucleotide messenger RNA. RefSeq lists its product as uncharacterized. The record is from RefSeq and is a predicted model, not a curated record. The coding region runs from base 1 to 1581 and encodes 526 amino acids. NCBI's taxonomy places the organism in Eukaryota, Fungi, Ascomycota, Sordariomycetes, Hypocreales, Nectriaceae. The transcript has 2 exons.
AUGGACUCCGCUGCGGAAAUAGAACGGGAAGAUGCCGCGCUGGACUCCUGGCCACGCCGUCUUUUACACAUCCCAACUAUGGUGUCGUAUGGGUGGCAGCCCGGAAACAGGUAUGGAUCAUACGUGGAGCCGGCCUAUAAUGCAGUCACAUACACAUGGGUCAGGUGGAAGCUAUCGGGACAUGAGCGCCCGGAUGUGCGCUCCAUCGUCGUACACGGUAUCCCUUGGGAGGUUCCAAGGGUUAACCCCGACCAUUUUACUGUGCAGCAGUCUCAAUCUGUCUUGAAAACGAAUACCGGAAGUGUUUCUCACUGGAUGUUGAAGCGUAUAUCGGCAUCCGUGGAGUUUGUAUGGCUUGAUGUCGCCUGCAUUGAUCAGCGUGGGACAGAGCUCAGAUCGGCCGCCGAGAUUGGCAGGCAGGCCGCUAUUUUCAAGGGUGCUCAAAACGUGUUUUCUUGGUUAAGCACCAUGCCUAUUGCGGAUCUACAAAGAAUUUUGGCAAGCUUAGACACUCUGAGCGACGUCGUGAGAAUUGUGCCUGCUGGAACGACACCUACAGCGUCCUCACAGCAGUUGACGACGAUACAUGGCCACCUUGGCCAGCUUUUUAAAGACCAUUGCUUCUGCGAGUGCAUGUACGUCCCAAACGUCAACAGCUCUAAGAUCGGCAAACUAUACCCGAAAAUCUUGGAGCUAAUCGAGGCCUCUGGUAUAAUGGCAAUCUCCUCACAGAAUGCAAUGGCGGCUUAUGCCGCGGUGGGACAUCGGACGAGCGUCAAGGCAGAAGAUCGCGCGUACGGGAUGCAGCAGAUGUUUGGGUUUCGCUUGGGGGUUACAGCUACCAGUCCUCCCUCGAAACCCUUCUACACACUUGAGGAGUUGGAAGACCAGCUUGGAGAGCAGCUCUUAUUGCACUAUCCCGUCUUGAGCCAAUUGCAUGUCUUCACAGAGCCGGCAGCGCGUGGAAGAGGGUGGCAUGUGAGCCAAAAGUCAAUGAUCCCCGAUAUGGUAUGGAGCGAAGGCAACCCGGCUUGGCCCACGCCGGAUGAACAGGAAGAGGCCAGAUGCUCAUUUUCCGUUCGCAACGUGGACAGCCGAAACUGGGGGUAUUUCGAAGGUCCUCUCUGCAAAUUUUCGCAGUUUGCAGAAGCUUGUACGGCGUUUGAAGAAAGUAAUGCCUACCCAGAGCACUAUUUCUCCGAGAGCAACUUCUUGACACUGUAUAUGGAUAGAUGCGCGGAGCUGUCCAGUCCCCCAUACUAUCAAAGCGGCACGUACCGCCGAACUCCGCAGGGUAGCCAACAGAGAGACCUGGCUCGAUGGCUUUGUGAAACUUUCAACGACAAUUCAUUGCAUAUACGGUUGCUGGGACCGAGAUCGUCGGAAGUGGGCCGAUCGCGAGUAAUGCUUGGUCUUAUCUUGCUUCGCAGCAGUGGCCAGAGUUUUGAUCACUAUCGCCGUCUGGAAUUUUGCCACUGGCUUAUAUCGCACACGACGAUGGGAGGUGAUCCACUGCCCGGUCAUGACUUCUUUGAUGGCCGUCGCGAAUCAUGGCGGCCGUCUUCUGGCGUCUUUGGUUAA